UCCCUCUGCCAGAUCUGCAACAAAUCAGAACCCAAGUACACUUGCUCGUCGUGCAGAGUCACGCGGUAGUGAGUCGUGCCCGGGCCCGUCUUCUCUUGCUCACAAGCCUCCGCCAAAGCUGCUCCGUAGCAUGCUACAAACAACACGCAGAGAUAUGUGCGAAGAAGAUGCUGAGCCCGAGACCAGAGGCCCCCGCUAGCAGUACUCCUGCUACCCAGGUCGACUACCGUCCCGCCGAGUCAUCCGAGAGUCUAGAUGACCCUCCCACCCUCCGUCCUCUCACAUCCUUGAAAUGGCCAUACGUCCCCGACGAUUCGACGCACGAUGAUCCUCUAAAGAGGGAUGACCCAAAACCACUGACACUCCACCAAUAUGAAGCAAUCGCCACCUCCCCCACCAUCCGCACUCUCCUCACUACAAACCCUCGCCUCCGAACGCUUCUCACCUCUAUCGACAAGUUGCGCGGUCCAGAACGAGAGGGAGCGCUGCAAUGCGCACUUGGCAUCGACAGCAGACACGGUGGCAGAUGGAAACUCGGGAACAUCAACGAGACCCAAAUGCAGGGCCACGAGACGGAUGACGACACAAAGGCGUUCAGGAUGCUUGCCGAGGCCAUCGAGACUGCUGUCAGAGGUGGAAGAAGUGACGUCUUGGGGUUGGAUUGGGAUGAUUGAUUUCGAUGCUCGCGAUGGAAUCCCAUCCGCAAUUCCGUUUGGAUAUCUCAAGUGCCUUCCGCGGUCGCCGAUGCACUGUG
This is a messenger RNA of Pisolithus orientalis, 754 nucleotides long. RefSeq lists its product as uncharacterized. NCBI's taxonomy places the organism in Eukaryota, Fungi, Basidiomycota, Agaricomycetes, Boletales, Pisolithaceae. The record is from RefSeq and is a predicted model, not a curated record. The coding region runs from base 168 to 674 and encodes 168 amino acids. The transcript has 4 exons.